Molecule: messenger RNA, 2027 nt
Organism: Cercocebus atys (sooty mangabey)
Lineage: Eukaryota; Metazoa; Chordata; Mammalia; Primates; Cercopithecidae
Gene: TNFSF15
Product: tumor necrosis factor (ligand) superfamily, member 15
Exons: 4
Coding region: 156-911 (251 amino acids)
Biological process (GO): immune response
Cellular component (GO): membrane
Molecular function (GO): tumor necrosis factor receptor binding
Source: RefSeq, a predicted model, not a curated record
GGUAGGGCCACAGUGUGCUCUUGAAGAGGGGAGGGGAGAGGAAAAGGGAAGGAGGAGACUGAGUGAUUAAGUCACCCACUGUGAGAGCUGGUCUUCUAUUUAAUGGGGGCUCUCUCUGCCCAGGAGUCAGAGGUGCCUCCAGGAGCAGCAAGAGCAUGGCCGAGGAUCUGGGACUGAGCUUUGGGGAGACAGCCAGUGUGGAAAUGCUGCCAGAGCACGGCAGCUGCAGGCCCAAGGCCAGGAGCAGCAGCGCAUGCUGGGCUCUCACCUGUUGCCUGGUGUCGCUCCCCUUCCUUGCAGGGCUCACCACCUACCUGCUUGUCAGCCAGCUCCGGGCCCAAGGAGAGGCCUGUGUGCAGCUCCAGGAUCUAAAAGGACAGGAGUUUGCACCUUCACAUCAGCAAGUUUAUGCACCUCUUAGAGCAGAUGGAGAUAAGCCAAGGGCACACCUGACAGUUGUGAGACAAACUCCCACACAGCACUUAAAAAAUCAGUUCCCAGCUCUGCACUGGGAACAUGAACUAGGCCUGGCCUUCACCAAGAACCGAAUGAACUAUACCAACAAAUUCCUGCUGAUCCCAGAGUCGGGAGACUACUUCGUUUACUCCCAGGUCACUUUCCGUGGGAUGACCUCUGAGUGCAGUGAAAUCAGACAAGCAGGCCGACCAAACAAGCCAGACUCCAUCACUGUGGUCAUCACCAAGGUAACAGACAGCUACCCUGAGCCAACCCAGCUCCUCAUGGGGACCAAGUCUGUGUGUGAAGUAGGCAGUAACUGGUUCCAGCCCAUCUACCUCGGAGCCAUGUUCUCCUUGCAAGAAGGGGACAAGCUCAUGGUGAACGUCAGUGACAUCUCUUUGGUGGAUUACACAAAAGAAGAUAAAACCUUCUUUGGAGCCUUCUUACUAUAGGAGGAGAGCAAAUAUCAUUAUGUGAAGUCCUCUGCCACCGAGUUCCUAAUUUUCUUCGUUCAAAUGUAAUUACAACCAGGGGUUUUCUUGGGGCCGGGAGUAGGGGGCAUUCCGCAGGAACAAUGGUUUAGCUAUGAAAUUUGGGGCCCAAAAUUUCACACUUCAUGUGCCUUACUGAUGAAAGUACUAACUGGAAAAAGGCUGAAGAGAGCAAAUAUAUUAUUAUGGUGGGUUGGAGGAUUGGUGAGUUUCUAAAUAUUAAGACACUGAUCACUAAAUGAAUGGAUGAUCUACUCAGGUCAGGAUUGAAAGAGAAAUAUUUCAACACCUUCCUGCUACACAAUGGUCACCAGUGGUCCAGUUAUUGUUCAAUUUGAUCAUAAAUUUGCUUCAAUUCAGGAGCUUUGAAGGAAGUCCAAGGAAAGCUCUAGAAAACAGUAUAAACCUUCAGAGGCAAAAUCCUUCACCAAUUUUUCCGCAUACUUUCAUGCCUUGCCUAAAAAAAUUAACAGAGAGUUGGUAUGUCUCAUGAAUGCUCUCACAGAAGGAGUUGGUUUUCAUGUCAUCUACAGCAUAUGAGAAAAGCUACCUUUCUUUUGAUUAUAUACACAGAUAUCAAAAUAAGCAAGGAUGAGUUUUACAUGUAUAUCAAAAAUACAACAGUUGCUUGUAUUCAGCAGAGUUUUCUUGACCACCUAUUAUGUUCUGGGUGCUACCUUAACCCAGAAGACACUAUGAAAAACAAGACAGACUUCACUCAAAACUUACAUGAACACCACUAGAUGCUUCCUGAUCAAAUAUCAGUCAGCAUACUCUAAAGAAUAACCCCAAGUUUUGGCCAGGCAUGGUGGCUCAUGCCUGUAAUCCCAACACUUUGGGAGGCCGAGGCGGGUGGGUCAUCUAAGGCUAGGAGUUUGAGACCAGCCUGACCAACAUGGAGAAACCCUGUCUCUACUAAAAAUACAAAAUUAGCCAGGCGUGGUAGCACAUGCCUGUAAUUCCAGCUACUCAGAAGGCAGAGACAGGAGAAUUGUUUGAACUGGGGAGGCAGAGGUUAUGGUGAGCCCAGAUCGCACCAUUGCACUCCAACCUGGGUAACAAGAGCAAAACUCUUUC